UAAAAGUUUAUUUAGGGAGUAUAAAGUAAAAUAAUGAGAGACGACAAGUACAGAAAAAGAUGGAACUUCGCCAUCUUUCCCUAAACACAAGAACAAACAAGCCCUCAUCCCAACUGCGAACAUACCCAUAUUCACAUAGAUAGAAGCUCAUAUUUUGAUGGUUCCAAUCAAUAAUUAGUUCUAGGAGUAUCUUUUUUCUGAAAAUCCGAGAAUACCCUUUUCUUCUCUUCCUUGUAUUGGUCGGAAUUUCUGAGAAACUGGGUAGUAUAUACAGUGGGGAGUUUGUUUGAGCAAGUGAAAAAUUAAGAAACUUUGAAAUCUUUUAUUUUAGGUUUAUUUGUUUUUGGUACUUUUUCAGUUUCCUUUUUAAGCAUAAGUAUAAUUAUAUAGACUUACCAUAAAUCAUACGGAGUAAUAAUCAACGGUAUAAAAAUUAAAUCUUUUUAAAAUAUAUGAGCUGUGAGUAGUGAAGGACAGAAGAAUGAAUCUGGGUGGCGGUCAAUUGGGAAAAGAGAUGUCGGGUACUUGCUCAAACGCUUCCUGGAAGUCCGGCGAUGCCGUCUCCAAAGAUUUUCCGGCGGGUCUCCGGGUUCUUGUAGUGGACGACGACCCGACUUGCCUCAAGAUCUUAGAGAGGAUGCUUAUAACCUGUCUCUAUGAAGUGACUAAAUGCAACAGGGCAGAGACUGCACUGUCUUUGCUCAGGGAAAACAAGAAUGGCUUUGAUGUUGUUAUAAGUGAUGUCCACAUGCCUGAUAUGGACGGCUUUAAGCUACUUGAGCAUAUCGGUCUUGAGAUGGAUCUUCCCGUCAUUAUGAUGUCAGCAGACGACAGCAAGAGUGUGGUGAUGAAGGGAGUGACACACGGUGCAUGUGAUUAUCUGAUAAAACCAGUCCGCAUGGAGGCACUUAAGAACAUUUGGCAACAUGUGGUUCGGAAAAAGAAGCAUGGGUUGAAGGAGAAGGACAAUCCUGAACAAUCCGGAAGUGCUGAUGAAGGUGGGGACCGUCAGCAGCAAAAGCCUCAAGACGAUGGCGACUACUCGUCUUCAGCAAACGAAGGGAGUUGGAAGAACUCAAAGAGGAGGAAAGAGGAGGAUGACGAAGGUGAAGAAAGAGACGACACGUCUACAUUAAAGAAGCCUCGUGUGGUUUGGUCUGUGGAGCUUCAUCAGCAGUUUGUAGCAGCUGUUAAUCAGCUAGGAAUUGACAAGGCUGUUCCCAAAAAAAUUCUGGAAUUGAUGAAUGUUCCCGGGCUUACUAGAGAAAAUGUUGCAAGUCACCUUCAGAAGUACCGCCUUUAUCUCAGGAGGUUGAGUGGUCAGGGGGGGAUGGGCCACCCAUUCAUGGGACACCAAGAUUCCCCCUUUGGGCCCAUGUCUUCUCUCAACGGGCUUGAACUCCAAGCUCUAGCUGCCUCUGGCCAAAUAUCAGCACAGAGCCUUGCUUCAUACCAUGCUACAAAAUCAGCCUUGUCAUUGCCCCUUGUGGAUCAUCAUCAUCAAAGGAACAACCUUUUUAGCUUUGAAACCCCGAGGUCAAGAUAUGGAGAGGGCCCACAACACAUCAUGAACAGUAAUAACAGUAGUAAGCAAAUUCCUAACCUACUUCAUGGAAUUCCAACCACAAUGGAACCCAAACAGCUCCAAAACAUGCACCAAUCUUCUUCACCACUAACCUUCAAUGGUAUGAACAUUCACCAAAAUAACCCUGUACUCAUGCAACAUAUGACACAACCCCAGUCACGGCCCCACAUUGUAAGUGAUCCGAAUGGUAGUCUACCACCAAGGGGUAUUCUUGACAAUUCAUGCAGUGCAUUAAACAAUUCUGUUUCCCAUGUUUCACAUGCCCCCUCACCUGCAGUAGCCUUCUCCGUUAACCAGGGCACAGAGUUAAGAAAUCAUAACGGUGGUUAUAUUUCUAGCAGUGCCAAUACAGGGGCUAAAUCGUCAAGGGUAUUUUCCUCCACUAGUUAUGAUAUGUUCAAUGAUCUCCAGCAUCAACAACCCAAAGGAUCACAAGAUUGGGGAUAUGAUGCACCCCAACCUCGUCAUUCCAAUGUACAAGGAAUCUUGUUAGAUGCUUCCAGGAAUGCACCACCAAUUAACAACCCGAUGGUUGGCCCAGCACAGUUCAACACAUUGCUCGGUGGCAAUUCAGUGGCAAUCAAGACAGAGAGGGCCCAUGAUGCAAGCUUUCAGAAUACGCUGUUCGCAGACCCGUAUGGUCAAGAUGAGCUUAUGAGUGCACUUCUCAAACAGCAAGAUCCUGUUGGACCGGUUGAGAGUGAGUUUGGCUUUGACGGGUACCAGUUGGAUAAUCUUCCAGUGUAGAGGGGUAUGUUUUCACUAGUGCUCGCGUUGUGUGGAUAUAUAUAUACAGGUGUGUACAUAGUUGCACUUACAGCAAGAAAACAACUCGUUCCAUGCUGGAUAAGUGAAGGGGCCCACUUCGUUCCGUGCAUCGUCUACAUGGUGGUUUUUAUUCUUAAAAUACGACUGUUCCGCUAUUGGAGGAGGACAAGUGUGUACUGAAGUGCUUAAACAAUUUUGACUGGUCUAGGUAGGUGCGGUCAUAGGGCGGGGAGAUCUCUAUUCAUCAAUUGAAAGAAGUUCUCGGGCAAGUAUUUCAGGCAGUUAUAAAGUUUUCCUAGGUUUCUUCCUUCUUGAACAUGAAUGACUUCACUUUCCUUAACUCUAUUAUUAACUCAAGUUUAUGAAUUCUUAUUGUUUUCAUUAUUUGGCCGGGAUGGUGUACAUAUUUUAAAAGCCUCCCAAGAUUGUCUUUUUUUCUUCUUGUGAUGGAUUAAUUUUAUAUUUGACAACUCUUUUAGGCGUGAUUACAAAUUAAAAAUUUCUUUGAUGAACGCCCAUGCGCUUCUUGCGAAUGAAAGAUUGUGAUGUUGC
Messenger RNA from Cuscuta epithymum, 2905 nucleotides. The record is from the annotation of a GenBank genome assembly. NCBI's taxonomy places the organism in Eukaryota, Viridiplantae, Streptophyta, Magnoliopsida, Solanales, Convolvulaceae.